CAGCAAUAAGUAAUUGUUUUAUCACUAGACUCUCUAUAAAACCUGCCGAGCAGAUCAAUGCAUCAGUUGUUCUCAAUCUAAACUUCUAGGCUCAAGAUGAAGUCUUACCGUCCUGUGGUACUUAUCGUUUGUGUUUACAUGCUUCUGGUGGCAGAAGCAUCAAAUAAAAAUUCUUUUGAUCAAAUUAGAGGCUGCAGGCAGUACAACAGCGUAACGAACUAUCACGGUCCGGUUCAAUACUUUCCCACGGACAGCUUCCUAAACGUCGGCCGUACAAGAUUCUCCAAGCUGUACAAAAUUGCAAUCGUAGGGCCUAGCGAUGGCCACAUUCGGUUUGGAAAAUCUGUAUUUCCCUACAACAGUGAUGUGAUCGAGAUUGUGCUGGGAGGCUGGGGCAACACCAAGAGUGCUGGCCGACGACAGCAUCGAACGGCCUCAAAUCAGCACACCAACCAUGUGCUGGCCGAAGCGCAAACUCCCAAUCUAAUGUCACCGUUCCGUCCGGUUAUGUUUGUGCUGGAGGUGUUCGAUGAUGGUCGGGUGGAGGUGUGUCUCCAUGGACAAACGAUGCCCUUCCUAUCGUUCACCGACAGCAACCGUACACCGGUGAACUAUAUGGCGUUUACCAAAUGGGAAUAUAAUUUGAUUUUCUUCUACGAUUGUCCGCUGUAGGGUGCCUGCGUAACGAACGGUUGAUUCUCCUAGCAAGGGAGAAAGUCCCCGGUUUUAUGAUUUACUUCAACAACGGUUAUCGUAAACUAAACGUUUGUUAAAAUAAUAUUAGCACAAAAUAAACUUUCUGAUAUCAUAGUUAUUAAA
Messenger RNA from Anopheles stephensi (Asian malaria mosquito), 819 nucleotides. RefSeq lists its product as uncharacterized. Bases 97 to 672 code for a protein of 191 amino acids. The transcript is spliced from 3 exons. NCBI's taxonomy places the organism in Eukaryota, Metazoa, Arthropoda, Insecta, Diptera, Culicidae. The record is from RefSeq and is a predicted model, not a curated record.